Messenger RNA from Mobula hypostoma (lesser devil ray), 7343 nucleotides. Its product is annotated as protein Wnt-7b. The coding region runs from base 526 to 1575 and encodes 349 amino acids. Gene Ontology annotation, biological process: canonical Wnt signaling pathway; multicellular organism development; positive regulation of JNK cascade. Gene Ontology annotation, molecular function: cytokine activity; frizzled binding. NCBI's taxonomy places the organism in Eukaryota, Metazoa, Chordata, Chondrichthyes, Myliobatiformes, Myliobatidae. The record is from RefSeq and is a predicted model, not a curated record. Gene Ontology annotation, cellular component: extracellular region. The transcript is spliced from 4 exons.
CCUCUUCUGUGACGAUCGUGUCGCUCUGCAGCAAACCAUAUCAGCAGGUAAAUGGAUGUCAUCAGACCGAGGUCGAGGUGAACGAAUUACGGGCUAUUUUAAACCAACUUCAACGGGCGAUUGUCUACGACAGCCCAACUGUUCAAGAAAGAUAUUAAGUAGGCGAACGGUGGAGAAUUCGGGACAAGUUAACAACACAUGCAAUGCGAUGCCCGCGCAGACUGGAAUAACACUCCGGUGUCCUUCCUUGGUCGAAUGUGGAGUCGGUCCCUUUCCCCAUCUUUCCUAAAGCUGAAUAUAAAUGGGGAAAGGAUCCACAUGGAAUUGGAAGAUUAUGAGUGUCCCAUCAUCGAUACUGCGCAAGGGAGCAUAUUCUGCAGUGAUCUGAGUCUCGACCGACCGAUGAAACAGGGUUGUUAAUUCGUUAUGAGCCUGCCUGUGGGUUUUGUAAAUCUGCUUGUCUGUGUUUAAAAUUCGAUAAAAUCGCUGAAUUUGAGUUCUUCGGCGAAUCCCUGAUUCUAGAACAUGCACAGGAACUUUCGAAGGUGGAUUCUGUUUGUCUUCCUCUGCCUGGGUCUCAUCUACGUCAGGUUAGGAGCGUUGUCCUCAGUUGUCGCCUUGGGAGCGAAUAUCAUUUGCAACAAGAUCCCAGGAUUGGCGCCCCGGCAGCGGGCGAUCUGUCAGAGCCGCCCGGAUGCCAUCAUCGUGAUCGGGGAAGGGGCGCAGAUGGGAAUCAACGAGUGCCAAUAUCAGUUCAGGUACGGCCGCUGGAACUGCUCAGCUCUCGGAGAGAAAACCGUCUUCGGACAGGAACUAAGAGUGGGUAGCCGAGAAGCAGCAUUCACUUAUGCCAUCACCGCGGCUGGUGUAGCUCAUGCAGUGACUGCUGCCUGCAGUCAAGGAAACCUGAGCAACUGUGGCUGUGACCGGGAGAAACAGGGCUACUACAACCAGGAGGAGGGCUGGAAAUGGGGAGGCUGCUCUGCAGACAUCAAGUAUGGAAUCGAGUUCUCAAGGAAAUUUGUGGAUGCAAGGGAGAUCAAAAAAAAUGCCAGAAGGCUGAUGAAUCUGCAUAACAAUGAGGCGGGGAGAAAGAUUCUGGAAGAAAGAAUGAAGUUGGAAUGCAAGUGUCAUGGUGUUUCUGGCUCAUGUACAACCAAGACAUGUUGGACAACUCUUCCCAAAUUCCGAGAAAUCGGAUAUGUCUUGAAAGAAAAGUACGGUGAGGCUGUUCAUGUUGAAGCAGUAAGGGCCAGCAGAUUACGCCAGCCCACCUUUCUUAAAAUCAAGAAGCCCAGGACCUAUCGAAAGCCAAUGGACACAGAUCUAGUUUAUAUUGAGCGAUCACCAAACUACUGUGAGGAGGACAGUACAACAGGGAGCGUGGGCACCCAGGGACGGUUAUGUAAUCGCACCUCCCAUCACGGGGACGGCUGUGAUCUGAUGUGCUGCGGCCGAGGUUACAACACCCACCAGUAUACCAAAGUGUGGCAGUGCAACUGCAAGUUCCACUGGUGCUGCUUCGUCAAGUGCAACACGUGCAGCGAGAGGACCGAAGUCUUCACCUGUAAGUGAGGCGGCUACCCCAACAGGAAAACAGACACUCUGAAACUUGGGGUGGAGAAUCACAACAAAAGCAAAACGAGAAGGCAGUAACAAGGAGCCAACAAAAAAAAAAUGGAGUGGCAUUGAAAAUCAACUCACUGCGGCAUCACUUUGCACAUCCACUUACAAAUACCCACUCUUUGCUUGAAACAUGUUGCAAGUCACUUGGCUACGUUUCUAUAAUAAAACAAGAGUUGGUGGCAAUUUGAUAUGCCUGGUGCCAGUGCAAGUCCAUUCUUAUGGGCAGUAUUAUUAUUGAAUUCGGUGUGGCAAGUAGUCAGUGAACCAGCUACAACUCCCAGAAUGGCAUGCACUUGAGUAUAUCACCUCACUUUCACAAUCUCCACAAGAAACUCUGCUCAGUCAUAGCACUAUCCUCACAGUGUGAGAAAACAUCAACAAUAUUUCUCCACACACAAAACAAGAACAGCCUGAGGUACAAAGUGGGUACUAAAGGAAUCAUCAUGUUCAGUGCUUUUAAGGACUGGAAAUGACUUCGCUGUAUCACCCCAGAUGUGAUGGCAGAGAUCCAGAGUAGAGGAGGAGGAUGGGAAGGUCCAUCUGUUAUGUUGUUUGAAACUGACUAAAUACGUGUCUUGUCCAGUCUCACUGGAACUAUUUGGAUAGUUAAAAAAAAGUUUAUUUAUGUUUUAGAAUGAACAAUUCUAAGCACUAACAGGUAGUGAUAUUGUAAUUUUUUAAAAAUGUAAACCUGUUAGUUUCAUUCCUGACUUAUAAUGCAUUAAUUUGGAUAUUUCUCCAAAUGUUUCUCAGACACUAAUCUGCUUAUACAUUGAUAGUUUAACAGAAAGUGUGACUAGAAUGAUACAGAGGGAUACAUAAACAGUUAAAAUUCUAAAAUUUACAUCAAGCUAUUCAUUGUUUUGAAUACUCUUUAAAAAUAUUAAUUUAUUUUGAAAGGAAGUUCCUGAAUGCUGGGACAAAGGGACAUAAAAUGCUACAGGUAUGGCUGACAAUAAAUAUUAAUAAAAAAAGUAAUGUGUUUAUGGUUAAGGAAAUGUUAUGACCCAGAACAAUACUUUGGUACUUAAUUUGAUUUGUAUUUCUUCUCCAGUUGUCUUGUGUCAUCUUGCAUUUGCAGAAUGGGGCAUACUAGAAAUGGUAAUUUUGACUGAAAUUGUGCCCUGUUGGUUUUUGCAAUAUAAUAUUAUAUUUUACUAAAUAUCAGUAAUGCAAUUUGGUUGGUCUAUAUGUAGCUUUGUAUACUUGUGCAUUAAGUUAAAUGUUAUGCUUUGAGACUUCCAGUAGCUGUUUGCUUUUUAUAUCUGCAGUGAAAGAUGUGUCACUUUGUAUACCUGUCAACUGAGAUCCAUCACUGGGGCAAACAGUUCUGCAUAUCUUUUCAAAAUAUAUAUUAUACAGAGAAUUUUAAUUUUGAUGAGAUACAUUUCCUUCCCUCUGCCAAGGUAAUUGUUGGAGUUUCUUCUACUGCUUUGCCUCUGCUCAGGCUGGAAGAUGGGCUUUCGGGUCUGCCCAAUGGAAGGCUUGUACCAUGGAAGCAGUAGGAUAGAACCCUUCGGUUUGUCCACCCAAGUGCAUGGAGCAAUCAAAAUGUCACAACUCUGCUGGAAAUCAGGCUGAGAAACUGCUCAAAGGAGUUUGGAGUCAGACUAAAGCUGUUAAUUGAACACAUCCCUCUGGGAAAUCAACUACACUGCGGCAAUGCUCCCUUCUACACAUAACAGAAGGCCCGAGGGAUGAAAAUUAGAUGACGCACGAUCGUCAUCAUGAAAGUUAUGCCAACAAUUCCUCCCCUCCGGAUGCUUCAUGUUUCCACAUUGGGAUGAUUUCAUGAAAACCAAGGGUUAGGAUUGGGCAACCUCGAUCUCCAAAAUAACUGUCCUCCUUUUACAUGAUUUCCUCUAUUUUAAAACUUUCUUUCACAUGGCAGUUUGUAACCCGUUCCUGACUUCAGUAGCAGAACAAUUCACUUCACUGUCAUCCAAUGCCAGAUAAAAAGACAGUUUCUAACGUGAUUUUGCCAUGAGUCCAUAUAAGUGGGGUACAAAGCUGGUGCUACCUUUCAGUCAGGUGAUUGAAACGUCAAUGUCAACAUAAGAAGCCCUUUAAUCUGUGCCUUCCAUUGUGAUUUUGGCACAUUGUCCUCCUUGCUUAUUUGCCAUCACCAACAACAGUCGGAUGGCCAGCAAUGCGUGUCCAAUUUUAAUCAGUAGUUGAAAGUUACAAAGUUGUUGAGUUCAUGAUGGAAUACAAUGCAUUCCAUCAUUACACUGAGGUCUGAUACUCCAAUGUGGAUCACAAUUGAAAUCCACCCAGUCCAGUGUGAUCCACUCAAUCUUUGUGCAAUUAGUGCCUGUGUAUUGACGAUUUGGAAGUGUUGUCAACAUCCAAACAGCCCUAUCGCAGAAUGCCUCAUGAUCAAUGGAAGAAAAAGAUUAGAAUACACAGUUCAGUUGGCUGGAGUAAUGCUGAUUCAAAAUGAGUGAACAACUUUGCAUCCACACAUAAGCACUUACAUUUACAAUAUUAUCCUAUACCUCUCCAUUUAAUAAUGAAAGCUUUACUUCUCUGCUUCUUGUCAAUUAUUGACAAUUAUCGCCAGUAUAACAUUCAAAUCAGAAGACACAGCUAACACACCCAUCCUUAGAUACAUAGCCUAAAGCAUUAAAUCAGACUGAAGCUCAAACUCAGACAAAAUGAGAAUAAGUGUCAUUUUUCAUAUUUGUUAAAUGUAUUGGAUAAGUUCAGAAAGUUGAAGCAAACUAUGUUUGAACAGAACAUGAAAGAAGAGAUAGAUAUCAGAUUAACUGAAGAUUAAUCUUUAACAUAAAUCCGUAUCUAGCUCACUCCUCUGCAUAUUAUUCAAUGGUAAAAUUAUUAUAAAUUUCUAAAUACUUGGCCAAUGUGUACUCACACUCUUCUCUUCAAAUACUUCCCUUGAGUUGAUCCUGAUUCAGCCAAUGGAGAGGAAGUUAACUUAGACAGAGAAACCUCCAAGGUUUGAACUGUUCUGACUCAAAUACUUUUCAGGGGAUGAGCAAGAAGAAUCAAUAACACUUCAAUAUUAAUGUCCAGAAUAUAUCCAAUAACCAUUUACAUCCAAAAUACAUUUUAAUUGCUAGAUUACAUAUAUUUUAACAAGGAAGAAAGAACAAAAGCAACAAAUCUCUCUAUUUAUACAUCCAAUAAGACCUCAAAUGACCCGUAACACUAGUGGUGCACUUACAAUGGGAGAGGGCUGUCCAUGUAAUAUUGUACCUGAAUGCUAACUGGGAUUGUCAGACUCUGUGUCAGAAUACCAGUAUGGUUACUCACUAUGAUUUCAACAUAAUCUUGAAAUUUAUUUUUACUCCCCUGACUACAUCCUUUCAGUUGACAAUCACAAUUACUUUAAUAUAAUUUGGAAAAGGAAAGACAAUCCUUACUACUUGUAUUUUAGGAACAUUUAGUGGAUCCUUACUGACCACAUUGGUGCUGUUUUACAUUACAACAAAAUAAAAAGACGUUUUCUUUUUUUUUCCACUUUUCCACAAAUUAUUUCAUAUUGAUGGGAUAAUGUACUCCAAAGCCUCUGCUAGUAUUUCUCUGAAAGAAGGCAGAGCAUACUCUCUUGCAUCCAUCCUCUGGCAAAAAAAACCCAAAGCAUAAGGUACUGGCGAAAUGACAAAUACUUUUAUGGAAUGUCUGUCAAUUGUUUGAAGGUCUCAAGCUGCAGUCCUUAUGACAACAGAUACCCUUUUGAAAACAGAUGCUGCAAAGACACUGAAAUAUGUUGUGUUCAGGACAAAACACAACCUGAUGGCAUGAACAUCGAUUUCUAGUCAUUCCUCCCCCCCCUUCUUCUUCUAUUCCCCACUCCAACCUUUCACCUCUUCUCCUCACCUCCUAUCACCUCUCCCUGGAGCCCUUCGUCCUUCCCAUUCUCCCAUUAUCCACUCUCCUCUCCUACCAGAUUCCUUCUUCUCCAGCCAUCUGUCUUUUCCAACUAUCACCUCCCAGCUUCUUAUUUUAAUCCCCUCCCCCCACCCCCAGCAACCUCCCUGGCUUCACCUACCACCUUCUAGCUUGUCCUCAUUCUCCCCCGCCCACCUUUUUAUUCUGGCAUCGUCUCCCACCCACUCCCCUUCCUUUCCUGUCCUGAUGCAGGGUCUCGGCCCAAAAUGUUGACUGCUUAUUCAUUUCCACAGAUGCUACUUAACCUGCUGAGCUCCUUCAGCAUUUUGUGUGUAUAACUCUUCUUGGCUGGUUUUAAAUAUUUGAACAAAUUAGCAACACUAUACUCUAGUUUUAUAUGAUACUCUGUUGGUGAGAGUACUGAUGAACACACAGUUCACACAAAUUUCCACAAGGGCUCUUACUUACAGAAAUCUACAUUUUUCCAGUAAAAAUUAUUGGAACAAUAUCUUGCAUCUUUUUAACAUUCUAACACUUAGGGACCAAACUGAGGAACAGUGGAAAACGUACCAUGGAAAUGCAACACACAUUUAACCCACACUCAUUUGACCUGGUGCAGGAUUCAUAAAACACAUGCUGCAUCUCAUUAUGGUGAUCAGUCGGUGUUCACUACAUAGCUUCCUGUCUCAGUUAAUCUCCACUGGGCCCAAUUCUGUGAGGUAGCAUCCACCGAGGCAAGCUAAUGCUGACUAAAACCAGCCUCCAUCGCUUAAACGGAUGGGACUUCGGGGCUGAGAGGGCGGUGGGGAAAUCACACUACAUCUUUCAGGAGCUUUCACAAAGAUCUGUCUAGUCAUGGGUAAGAGUGGACACCCUGAUUUUUUCCUAACAUGACCAGAGCCAUGGUUAGCCUCCUAUUGAAGAUAGGGCACUCCAAACUGGAACCUUUAGAAUAAAAUGCAGAACUCAUCUAACCAGUUUAAUUUUUUCUGGUAACAUUGUGACAGGGUUCCUUUUGGAUAUCUUGAAGAAAAGAUGCACUUCUAUCAAUGACUGGCAGGUUUAACUUUACACAUUUAUUUUUAAUGAUGUUAUAGUUCAGUACCACAUAUAGACCAACCAAGGGAGACUCAAGUGUUCUGCUAACUUAGAGCAGAUUGUUUAACCAGCAACACUUUUGGUGAUUGUAAAUCUAAUUCUUCUUCUUCAACAAUGCAGCUCCCCUCUUUUUCGAAGCCCAUCUAAGUAUAUAUUUUCAUAGCGGAUUUUUUCUAUUUGACAUUUUUAUGAACUUGCAAGUGUCAUGUACUUCUUUGUAAUUUUUUUAAAAUUGUUGUUCCCAUUUUUGCAGGUACUCUUUAGCUUUGCUUGAAAAUGAAGUCUUGUCCCGUGGCCCUUCAUGAGCAAUGAAUGGCAGGCGACACUGCCACAUUCAACUGGUUUAUGCUUUCACUACUUUUCCUGUAUCUGAAAGGCAUAACAGGGAACUAUUGGAGCAGAAAUAAGAUGUGUUUUGUUAGUUGUCUGAAGCCCUGAGGACCAGACCUGGAUAACUCCUGAUACUGUAGACUGGAUUGACAGAAAAUAAGUCGUUUCUUUCUGACAAACAUUUUGCCAUUAAAAUAAUGAGAUACAAAAACAGGCUUUGCUGUAUGGGUACUUUGCUGUUAGGCUGGGAUUGUCAACAUGUCAGAAUCAUUAGCUCAUUGGCAUAUAUUCUGCAAGCUAAUGCUUCUGAUCUAAUUCACUAUAGGGACAACAUGCCUGCUACUAAAUAAAACCCAGACUGAAAAGAGAGGGGGAGAAAGUGCUGUGUGACAGGACCACUUCACUCUGCAGCCAGACAGCCUUUCAACCCUUCA